This is a messenger RNA of Symsagittifera roscoffensis, 1256 nucleotides long. Its product is annotated as ADP-ribosylhydrolase ARH3-like. NCBI's taxonomy places the organism in Eukaryota, Metazoa, Xenacoelomorpha, Acoela, Convolutidae. The record is from RefSeq and is a predicted model, not a curated record. Bases 131 to 1237 code for a protein of 368 amino acids. The transcript has a single exon. Gene Ontology annotation, cellular component: nucleus; mitochondrion.
AUGUAUAGCACUGAUGUUGAGUUGCGUAAGAGUUUUUCUUCGAGCUUGCGACAUUGAAAUUGUUUCUUGAGUUGCUGUGUUGUGCGUUAGCUCGGGUGAUCUAAGAGAACUCAAAUAUUUUGCCGAAUAGAUGGAAUUCUUGCGGUCAAGUUUCCGGGGAACUUUGUUAGGAGCCUUGCUUGGCGAUUGUGUCGGUCUAAAUUUUGAAGGGUCCGCAAAAGUGCCCUUUUCUGUGCUUAAUAAACACUUAUUCAGAUUCCAAUCUUUGUCUACAGUCUUACCUUACAGUGAUGACUCAGCACUCACACUGGCUUUGUCUGAGGCAUUGAUUGAAUCGAAAUUUUCUUCACAACCAGACUGUGUAAAUAUUGCAAAAUCAUUUCGUGAGCAUUUCAAUCGAAAUCCCGACCGCGGCUAUGGAGCUGGAGCUUCCGAGUUAUUGCCACAGCUUUUGUCUAAUAAACAAGAGGAUCCUUUUUUUGAAGCCUCAUUAAUGUUUGAUGGCACUGGAAGCUAUGGAAAUGGGGCUGCGAUGAGGGUCAGUCCUGUAGCCCUGUUUUCUCAAUCGUUUGAAGAUUGUAGACAUUAUGCCGCCAUGCAAGCAAAAUUAACCCAUGCUCACAUCUUAGGAAUUCAUGGUUCAGUUUUGCAAGCGGUUGCGGUGAAGUGUGCUCUGAAUCAAAAUGGUGUCAAAGAUUUGGAUAAAGUGAAGUUUCUCGAUUUGUUAAUCGAUCAAAUGAAGUUGGUUGAAACUGAAGACUCCGUUAAAACAAGAACUGAUUCAUUUGUGUGCUAUUAUUUGAACAUCCUUGAAACUAUCAAGCAUCUGGUACUCAAAUUUGAGGGCCAUGCGUUAGACGCCACGAAAAUGGCGACACUUAGAACUGAGCUUGGCAAUGAAAUUUCGGCGCACCGAUCUGUUCCUCUGGCCAUUUUCAUGUUUUUGUUUACUCUUCACCAGCCAAUAACAGUGGAAAAUGGUGUGACCGGAACAAAAGAGCAGUUACCACCUUUGUGCAAUUCUAUUUUGCAUUGUAUUGCGAUGGGAGGCGAUACGGACACAAUAGCUUCAAUGUGCGGGGCUAUUUGCGGUGCUUAUUAUGGAUCAGAACCUGAUCAGAUUCCUCCAGCUUGGAUAAAAGCUUGUGAAGCAAAUGAGCAGUUCAUCCAAAUUGCAGAUAAGAUUUAUGAACUGCGUUCACAAGUUGAUGUUAAAGUAGAGCCAGCGAAUCCAUGAUAAUUAAUGAAUUUUUUAA